Procambarus clarkii (red swamp crayfish) is the source of this 1308-nucleotide messenger RNA. NCBI's taxonomy places the organism in Eukaryota, Metazoa, Arthropoda, Malacostraca, Decapoda, Cambaridae. The record is from RefSeq and is a predicted model, not a curated record.
AUGCGAGCCAGGGACUAUGACACCUUCCUCACUGACGACCCCAUAACUGAGUUUGACAACCUACCCACCCAAACAAUAGACCAAGCAGUAAACACCAUCCACAACCACAUCCAGCUUGCAACUGAGGCCAUCUGUGAAAGAUCCACCACAAGGGCCCACCACCAAUAUAAACCGACCCAAGAAAUCAGAGGUAAAAUGAAUGAGUACCAGCGAGCCAGUCAAAGCCACUACCAAACUGUCCAGCCACCAGUGUUGUCCCUACAAACACUCAGAAGGGGAACCAUAGACCUAAUGCUAACUCAUAAGAGCCACAUAUGGGGAACCCUUGUGAGACAGGCCAACCAGUACAAAAAGGAGUCGGGAGCCUUCUGGCGUAAGAUCAGACAGCUCUUGGAAUCGGAUAACCCCAGCCUCACCUGCCUCAUACACACAUUCCUGGAUGAUGAUGACGAGGAACAACAGGAAAAAUUAGAAGACCCACAAGAACAAGCUGACCUCAUCAGUGCAGUAUGGAAAAAGACACUCACGGCUUCAAACAGCAGAGCCUUCAACAACAUUCACUUCAUCCGUGUCAACCAAUGGACAACAGAAAACGCCGCCUCCCUUUUCAGCACCCCCUUGAUAGACCUGACAACCCUCCAAGACGACCACCCACUAACAAGACCCAUAACUAUGGUAGAGAUGAGAGGAGUCAUUAAAAAAAACAUCCAAGAUAAGAGACAUCCAGAACCAUCGGGGAUCAAAGCAAAGCAGAUCAAAUUCCUACCAGGCAAUUUUCUGGAAUCCCUACUCAACCUAUUCAAUGCCAUGCUGGCUUCUGGUUACAUUCCCUUAGCUUUCAAAUCGGCCAAGAUGAUAUUCAUUCCCAAACCCAAGAAAGACCCCCAUCAGCCUGGCAACUACCAUCCAGUCUCCCUCUUAGACACAAUAGGCAAGUGCUUUGAAAAAAUCAUGUCCAACCGUCUCAACUUCUACAUGGAGUGCAACAACCUCUUCACAGAAAAACAGUUUGGCUUUCGAGCACAAAGGUCAAUCAAGCACGCAAUAAACAUCAUCUACGAUGCUGUGAGAUCAAUUCGCCAGCAAAAACAGGUAGCCCUGAUUGCCACGAGGGACGUCCACAAGGCCUUCGACAGCCUAUGGCACGAUGGUCUAGUGUACAAAUUAGCAGAAAUACCAGCCCAAAACUGGACCCUCCUCAGGCUGAGCAGAAACUUCCUAAAAAACAGACAAGUUACUCCCAGCUUCAAGGCGAAAGCUGCAGCAGUUUUCACCCCAACAGCUGGAGUCCCCAUGGGUCGUGCCUGA